GUUACCGGCCUCCGCGUUCUUUCUCGAGUUCCCUUCCGGCCGGCGCGGAGGUUACGUCCCGGCGGCGCAUGACGCAGCACGCUCCGCUAUAAAUACGUGCCGACGCGCCCGGCUUUCCCUCUGAUCGCGCGGCCUGCUGGCAAGAUGGCGCCGAAAGCCAAGAAGCCUAAGAGGACAACUUGGAAGUUUGGUUUGGACCUUACUCAUCCAGUAGAAGAUGGCAUUUUUGACUCUGCAAAUUUUGAACAGUUUCUACGGGAGAAGGUUAAAGUCAAUGGGAAAACUGGAAAUCUUGGGAAUGUUGUUCACAUAGAACGCUUCAAGAAUAAAAUCACAGUUGUUUCUGAGAAACAAUUCUCUAAAAGAUAUUUGAAAUACCUUACCAAGAAAUACCUCAAGAAGAAUAGUCUUCGUGAUUGGCUUCGUGUGGUUGCAUCUGAUAAGGAGACAUAUGAACUUCGCUACUUCCAGAUUAGUCAAGAUGAAGAUGGGUCUGAAUCUGAGGACUAGGUGAAGGCACCUUAUAUAGGCCUUUGCUUACUAAUAAAACAUGAAGUUUACUAAGAGAAACAUCUAGAAAUGAAUUUUUAGUUUAUCAGUGAAUAAAAAAUUUAACACUCUGUU
Pipistrellus kuhlii (Kuhl's pipistrelle) is the source of this 624-nucleotide messenger RNA. RefSeq names its product ribosomal protein L22 like 1 (gene RPL22L1). Gene Ontology annotation, biological process: cytoplasmic translation. The transcript has 4 exons. Bases 145 to 510 code for a protein of 121 amino acids. The record is from RefSeq and is a predicted model, not a curated record. Gene Ontology annotation, cellular component: ribosome. NCBI's taxonomy places the organism in Eukaryota, Metazoa, Chordata, Mammalia, Chiroptera, Vespertilionidae. Gene Ontology annotation, molecular function: structural constituent of ribosome; RNA binding.